Ceratotherium simum simum (southern white rhinoceros) is the source of this 1728-nucleotide messenger RNA. RefSeq names its product transcription factor A, mitochondrial (gene TFAM). Lineage: Eukaryota; Metazoa; Chordata; Mammalia; Perissodactyla; Rhinocerotidae. The record is from RefSeq and is a predicted model, not a curated record. Gene Ontology annotation, biological process: regulation of transcription by RNA polymerase II.
GAGCCCUCCGGCAGGCAAGCUGGGCUGCGGAUUCCCUUCUCCGCCCCCGAGCUCCUCCUCCUUCUUCGCAGUCCCGCCCACUGGGGGAGGCCACUACGGCGCCUGCGCCAAGUCUGCCUUGCCCCGCCCCCUACCUGCCAGCCGGGUAUUAUCCGAGUUCCCAGAGUGCUUUGCGAGAGGCGGGCAUGAUAGCAAAUGCAGGAGGGUCGCACGCGGGUUCAAGUUGUCAUUGUUGGGGUUGUUCUGUUGUGCUAGGGGGUUCUGCGAAAUUCGGGCCAGGUCACCGCCUUGUCGGCGUGUGCAAUGGCGCUUCUCCGGGGCGUGUGGGGCGUGCUGAGCGCCCUGGGAAAGUGCGGAGCGGAUAUCUGCACGGGCUGUGCAAGUCGGCUGCGCUCUCCCUUCAGUUUUGCAUAUGUGCCGAGAAAUUUUUCGUCCACCUUGGGUACUUAUCCAAAGAAACCUAUGACUUCAUAUGUUCGAUUUUCUAAAGAACAGCUACCCAUAUUUAAAGCUCAGAACCCAGAUGCGAAAAAUUCAGAACUAAUUAAAAAAAUCGCCCAGCUAUGGAGGGAACUUCCUGAGUCAGAGAAAAAAAUAUAUGAAGAUGCUUACAGGGCAGACUGGCAGGCAUACAAAGAAGAGAUAAACAGAUUUCAAGAACAGCUGACUCCAAGUCAGAUGGUAUCUUUGGAAAAAGAAAUCACACAAAAACGGUUAAGAAAGAAAGCAUUAAUAAAAAAGAGAGAGUUAACAAUGCUUGGAAAACCAAAAAGACCUCGCUCAGCUUAUAACAUUUUUAUAGCUGAAUGCUUCCAGGAAGCUAAGGAUGGUUCAUCACAGGUAAAGCUGAAGACUGUAAAUGAAAACUGGAAAAAUCUCUCUAGUGCUCAAAAGCAAGUGUAUAUUCAACUUGCUAAUGAUGAUAAAAUUCGUUAUUAUAAUGAAAUGAAAUCUUGGGAAGAACAUAUGAUUGAAGUUGGACGAAAUGAUCUUAUACGUCGCAAGGUGAAGCAGCAAGCAAAAGAUGGCACUGAAGAGAGUUAAAAUAGAAGACUGAGUUAUGUUCACAAUGGAUAGACGCAAGAAACCAAUUAGGUCUCAAUACCUGAAGCUGUUGUAAUAUUAGAAAGGAUAAAGUUGGUAAACAUUUUAUAUUUUAAUUUCUUCUUCUUUAGCUAGUUGACUUCUGCCAGUUCAAUACAUGUUAUAUUAGUAUCUUGCUUUGGAAAACCCAAACAGAUGAAAGUUCAUGCGAAAUUUAUUUUGUGUUUAGGAACGACUGAGGAUCAAAAUAGUCCAUGAAAUGUAGCUGUAAAUUAUUUUACCUUUGAUAAAGGCAAAUCAGACUGUGAAGGUUUUUUAUACUUGAUGACUAUGGAAAGAGUAUUCUUGUUUCCUUAUAUUAUGGAGGCAAGAGUUUCCUAUUCAAAAGUGCCCCAAACUGUAGAAGCCAUAGUGUUCUGUGAUAUAAUUGUGCAUUUUUUAAAGAGCGCUCAGAACUCAUCUAGGUAAAUUCCAUUUCCUGGAUAUAAUUCAUAUUAUAUUCAGAGUUGAUGGUUGUACAUGCAAGGGAUUGCCAAUUUCAGUUCAACUUUUUAUAAAAGUGAUGGAGAGAUUUAUAAACCUUUUCCUCAUUGUCUUUUUUCCUAAAGUGAAAACUAAGAAAUUAUGUACCAAAUCUAUGCAUAUUGUUUUAUAAUGCAUAGAAUAAAAGUUUUAAAUAUUUCC